Molecule: messenger RNA, 1584 nt
Organism: Salvia splendens (bonfire salvia)
Lineage: Eukaryota; Viridiplantae; Streptophyta; Magnoliopsida; Lamiales; Lamiaceae
Product: SPX domain-containing protein 4
Exons: 3
Coding region: 417-1298 (293 amino acids)
Biological process (GO): cellular response to phosphate starvation
Source: RefSeq, a predicted model, not a curated record
AAAUGUGCAUAAAGUAAAUCACCAAAAUGUAUUCGCCUAUGAUAAAUCCAAUUAACUGAAACCAAGACUACAAACAACGUUUUUCUAUACAACCAAACUGAAUUAGGGAUUUUGUAGCGCAUAUUCCCCUUCAAAUCCCAUUCCUUCGUAAGCAUAUUCUUCAAUCUUUAUGAUCUCAAAGUUGAAUUCUUGCUUCUUUGUUAAAAUAAUCUUACUUCACAAUUCAAUCAUCUCCUCGACCAAUAAAUCACAAGACUGCAAUGGAAUAUUCCAACACGCCUUCAACCUCUGCGCCUGUCUUCGCAUGAUCUGAUUUGAAUAAAUAGGCGGCAUGAUCGCGCAAAUCCUAUUCCAGAUCGGAUUGCAUUCCGGAGCGAAAAUUGAUCUGAGACAUCGAGAUCGCACGCAGAGGGAGGAUGAAAUUUGGGAGGGAAUUUGGGAUUCACUUGGAGAAAACCCUACCGGGAUGGAGGGACAAGUAUCUGCGAUACAAGCUGUUGAAGAAGCUGCUGAAUAAUAUCGCGCCGGCAGCCGGAGUUCUGCCGGUGAGGAUGCCGAUGCCGGAGUUUCAAGUCUGGUUUGUGGCGGCUCUUACUGGGGAAAUUGAAAAGUUCAACGAUUUCUACGUCGAGAUGGAGGAGGAUCUCAUCAUCCGCUCUGAGGCCCUUAAUGAGGCCAUCAAGCAAGUGAAUACUGGAGAACCAUACCAUGAUAUGUUCUCCUCAGAGUCUGAAUUUAGCGAGUAUAUGACUAAGAUACACAAGGACUUGGUUGUGAUCCAUGGUGAGAUGAUUCUUCUGAUUAGCUACAGCUUCCUCAACUUUGCAGGCCUUAUAAAGAUAUUGAAGAAAUAUGAUAAGCGCACUGGGGCAAUGCUAAGUAUGCCUUUCACUCUGCUUGCCUUUCACCAGCCCUUCUUCAAAACUGAGCCUCUAACAAGGUUAGUUCACGAUUGUGAGGCCAAUCUUGAGGUUUUGUUUCCACGUAGAGCAGAAGUGGUGGACAAGCACAUGAGCACUAAUAAUGCCUCCUUGGAGACACUGUUGCUCCUAAAAGAGACUGGGGAUGUGUAUCGAAGCACCAUGGCUACGAUAAACACUAUAGAGGAACUGAAAAAGCCAAGCUCCACGUACAACAGCUUGUCCGUGUUGUAUCUGUUUAGGGGCAAGGAUGAUGACAGCACUGGUGCUGUUACUGCUGAAAACUCGCCCUGCAACUCAUCUAUGGAGGAUGAAGAUGAAGAUGAAGAUGAAGAUGAAGAUGAAGAUGAAGAUGAAGAUGUCUCUUCCCUUUGUUAAAUUUCGAACCUUUCUGGUUUCAAGUUGAUCCUUCUCUGAAAUGAUAUGUGUGUAUAUCAUGCAGCCGAUUUCUUUAAAUAAUACAGUACUACAAUAAAGCUGCUGAUACAAUGCUCUUUUCCGUGUUCAUCAAAUCCUAUGUUGUUGUUGUCGUCGUCUUUAUCACUUGUAAUAAAAUCAUAUUGCCGAUUGUCGUUAUCCUUGCAGAAACAAAAAUGUAAAAUUGUGACAUUUCGUUUUAAAAAUCUUUUAGAUGUUUAUAAAAGUCUGUUCUUUAGUUUUCGAA